Molecule: messenger RNA, 4251 nt
Organism: Papaver somniferum (opium poppy)
Lineage: Eukaryota; Viridiplantae; Streptophyta; Magnoliopsida; Ranunculales; Papaveraceae
Exons: 11
Coding region: 1-4251 (1416 amino acids)
Biological process (GO): DNA repair; telomere maintenance
Molecular function (GO): DNA helicase activity
Source: RefSeq, a predicted model, not a curated record
AUGGUGUGCACCGGUGGAAGAGGAAGGCGUGGAACUGCAGCUACUGUGAAGUCUACGCCACUAUUGACGAAAGUGGAAGCACGCCAUAAUCUCUAUUUACGGAAAGCGGUAAUUAGACGCAAAAAACCAUUACAGAAGCAUUUGCUUCUUAUGCAACAUCUCCUAUAUUACUAUGGCAGUCAACUGACAGUUCAUGAAAAAGAACUUGCUAGGGAGAAAAGAAAGGUUCGGAAGGAAAAGCUCGAUGCUAAGAGGGCAUUACAACAUCGGUUGCUAUUUGAUGAAGCGAUAUCAUUGGAAUCAAGUUACGACGACAACUCAGAUGAGGAUGAGAUGCCUCGGUUUACAGACGUGGAGUUCGAGCAUUCUAUAUGUAAGAUACAAUCUGAUUUUGGAGGACCAGAACAUACUUGCAAGUAUUGUGGUGUUAUACUGUGGCACCAAGAGAGGUCUAAAGGAAGCGUUGUUAACCCCGAAUUUAGCAUAUGCUGUUCUAAAGGGAAUGUCAAACUCCCUCUUCUUAGAGAUGCCCCAGAAUAUCUAAAGAUAUUGUUAGACUUUAAUGGUGGACAAAUGUCAAGGAAGUUUAGGAACUUGAUCCGGGCAUACAACUUUAUGCUUGCAUUUACCUCAACUGGAGCAAGAUUUGAUAACAAACAUAAUAAGAGAGGUAAGGGACCCUGGACGUAUAGAAUUCAGGGUCAAAGCUAUCACAAAAUUGGUUCCCUGGUGCCUCCCAAAAACAAGGAUCCGGGAUACAACCAGCUCUAUAUAUGUGAUACGGAAUUGGCACAUGAAGCUUUGCGUCGGAAGAACGUAUUUUUUAAACAGGCACAACAGGAUGACUUGGGAGUAGAUUGUGCGCGGAAAAAGACAGACCAUGAAUCAAAAUCUUCUAAGAAGAAUGACAGUGAAUUGGACUUGGACGUCAUCACAAAUUUAAUCACUAUGAUGGAUCAACAUAACCCGUAUGCAAAGACAUUCAGGAUGGCUAAGCAUCGAAUGCAAUCCCAACCCGCAGUCGAAUUGCGGUUAAGAAUCAUUAUUCGAUGGCAAAGGGAUGCGAGGAAAUAUAACUUACCAACAUGUUCCGAAGUGGCAGCUUUAAUAGUCCAGACUCCUACAAAUGAUGAUGUGUACAGGGAUAUCAUAGUUGAACAUAAGGAAAAUGGUUAUAUUAGAAUCAAGGAGAUACACCCAUGCUAUAUGCCUAUGAAGUUUCCUAUUUUAUUCCCUCGCGGUGAGGAUGGUUAUAACGUUGAUACUGCAUACAGUAACGUAAAGAUAGGAAAAGAUGGUGUACUCAGAAAGCGGCAACAGCUUACUAUGAGAGAGUAUUAUGCAUUUAGGCUACAUCGGAGACUCGGAGAGGGACAAACUUUGAUCAACGGUGGUCGUCUGUUCCAGCAAUAUUGUGUUGAUGCGUAUGCAUGUAUUGAAGAAUGUCGACUUAAAUGGGUCAGGAAGAACCAAGAACACAUAAGAGCUGAUUUACACUGUGGAUUGAAAGAUUCACUGCUAAACGGAGAUUCAUCUAUAAAAAAAGGGAAGAGAAUUGUGUUGUCAUCAUCAUAUACCGGCGGACCAAGGUAUAUGAUGCAGCACUAUCAAGAUGCCAUUGCAAUUUUUCGACGUAUUGGUGUUCCGGAUCUGUUUAUAACAUUCACUUGCAAUCCCAAAUGGAAGAAAAUUACAAUGGCUCUAACACCAGGUGAUCGACCAGAUAUUGUUGCGAGGGUAUUUAAGCUAAAAAUAAAGCAUUUGAUGGAGGUUCUACGUACAAAAAAACAUUUUGGGAAAGUGAAAGGAGCCAUUUACACUAUUGAAUUUCAGAAAAGGGGGUUGCCGCAUGCCCAUAUAUUAUUAUUUCUGGAAAAGAAGGAUAAACCAGAAACUCCGUCCGAUAUAAACAGAAUUGUCACCGCUGAAAUACCUGACAAGGAGAAGGAUCCUGAUGGUUACCAAGCUGUUGUGAACUACAUGUUGCAUGGACCAUAUGGAGUAUUAAAAGAGGGUUCACCAUGCAUGAAAGACAAAACGUGUUCAAAACAAUACCCAAAAGAGUUCAGUCGCGAUACUAACGUUGACAAAUAUGGGUAUCCAGUUUACAGAAGACACGAUAACGGUAGGACUGCAGUUAAGGAUGGUAUCGAGUUGGAUAAUACGUGGCUGGUGCCUCACAACAGAGACUUGAUCGUGCAGUUUGAUGCACACAUAAAUGUGGAGGUGUGUAAUUCAAGAGGGGAAUUAGUUAAGUACUUAUUCAAGUACAUUAACAAGGUUAAAGAUCGGGUGACAGUUGUAAUCGAGAAAGAUCCAGAACGCAGCGAAGAUUCCGGGGAAGAAGAGGUAUUGAUUGACGAAAUCAAUAACUACUUGGAUUGUCGUUAUAUAUCUGGAGCAGAAGGGUGUUGGAGGAUUUUCGAUUUUGACAUUCAGUACCGUGAUCCAUCCAUUGAGCGUCUUCCUUACCAUUUGGAAGGUGAAUACCAAGUAAUAUUUCGUGAUACAGAUGAAUUAGAAGAUGUCUUAGACAGCCCAAGUGCGAAAUGCACAAAAUUUUUGGAAUGGUUUGAAGCAAAUAAGAAGUAUCCAGAGGAAUGCUACGAGGAACUCAAAACUGUUGGUAAGACUACUCAUGCUACUUUCCGAGACACAUGUGUGGCUCUUGGAUUGCUCUCAGAUGACAGCAUCGAGAAACAAGAGAGAAAGAAAAGACGCAAUUUACAUCUGGAUCUUGAUGAAGCCGAGUUGAAAAAUCUAACCCUAAUUGACAUCGAAGAGAUAAUGGGGAGAAAUAGCAGAACUCUUAAGGAGUUUCCAUCGAUUCCUUUCCCAAAAAAAGAAAAACAAUAUGCUUACAAAAAUAAAUUAAUAGAUGAGGAGCUAGCUUAUGAUACAGAAAAACUACGGAAUGAGCAUAUUAGACUGAAGAAUGGUUUGAAUACGGUUCAGCGAGAAAUAUUUGAUGUUGUUAGCCAGUCAAUUAAAAAAGGGGACGGUGGAUUAUUCUUUGUUUAUGGGAGCGGUGGUACUGGAAAAACUUAUCUUUGGAACACCAUAAUAACCGGCUUGCGUGCAGAAUCCAAAGUUGUCCUGGUUGUUGCAUCAUCGGGGUUGAUAAAAAAAGCUGAAAUAGUAAUCUGGGAUGAAGCACCGAUGAUUCACAGACAUGCUUUUGAAGCUCUAGAACGAACGGUGAAAGAUCUCAUGAAUGAGAGAAAGGACAAGACAAAGGAAAAAGUGUUUGGCGGAAAAACUCUUCUGUUUGGAGGAGACUUUAGACAGAUAUUACCGGUAAUUCGUGGUGGAAGCCGAGAAAAUAUUGUCGAUGCUUCUAUUAGUAGGGCAAGGUUAUGGAAACAUUUCCAUGUAUUUGAGUUGUCUGAGAACAUGCGGUUGUUGAAUGAAAAUUCAAAAGCAAUAGAGGGUGAAGACGAUGAGCCAACUUUGAUUAAGAUACCCGAUGACAUGUUGAUUGAGAGUGGUGAAAAUCCCAUCGAAACUAUAGUUCAGGCCAUUUAUCCUGGACUGCUUGAUAAAAUUGAGGAUCAGGAUUAUCUAAGGAAGGGGUGCAUCUUAACCCCGAAGAAUGACACUGUUGACCAAAUAAAUGACUACGUGGUUUCCAUGCUUCCAGGUAAAGAGCACGUCUUUCUAAGUUCUAAUUCAAUUAGCUCGUACGAUUUUGAAAAUGCAGAGCUGUUAUACAACCAGGAAUAUCUGAAUAGUCAGAAACUAUCAGGAGUACCUAAUCACGUGCUUCGAUUGAAGCUUAAUAUACCAAUAAUGCUUACCAGAAAUAUAAAUCCAAGUGCGGGUCUUUGCAACGGUACAAGACUUAUUGUUACUAGGAUCAUGGCAAGAAUUAUUCAAGUUAAGAUUAUAACUGGAAAUGUUGCUGGUAAGAGUGCUGUAAUUUCAAGAAUAGUCAUACAACCAACAGAGACGCACCUGCCUUUUAUCCUGAGAAGGGUGCAGUUUCCUAUUAAACUCUAUGUUGCAGUCUCCAGAACAACUAGCCGAAGUGGAUUGAAAAUUCAAAUUGAUAAGACAAAGGAUAUCGUACCAGAAGGGUACAAGUUAGAAUUACAAAUACAGGAUGAAUCUGGAACUGGGACUGGAACAUUUGUUAUCGUGGGAUCGGUUGCUGAAUCUCUUUUCAGUGACAAUGCAUGGAUCUCAAAGUUUAUGCGAUAUAAUGCCAUGAUGAAAAAGAAAAGCCUGGCAGAAGAUGUAUCUGAAAUAUGA